This is a messenger RNA of Fusarium coffeatum, 852 nucleotides long. RefSeq lists its product as uncharacterized. Bases 1 to 852 code for a protein of 283 amino acids. NCBI's taxonomy places the organism in Eukaryota, Fungi, Ascomycota, Sordariomycetes, Hypocreales, Nectriaceae. The transcript has a single exon. The record is from RefSeq and is a predicted model, not a curated record.
AUGUCUGAUCACGACGACUUACCUACACCACCUCCAUCCGAUGAUGAAUCCGACUAUUCAUCGGAAGAAGCGGAGCCACGUCUAACACCCCAAGAACUCGGCGCGCUAUUCCUCGACUUUUACACUUUCUUGACAACCCUCCAUUUCAACAAAGCUCAUCUCAAAAUCCCUCCACCCAACGGCUGGCCACAUAUUACACCCGAAUCAUACAAUCACUUCAAAUCAGACUACGCCAUUGAAGUCAUCCGUCAUUUGCCCUACUUCAGCAAUGAAUGUCGAGAUCAUAUCCACUAUAAGUCCAGACCUUUAGAUCUCACAGCCUAUACCCAGGAGGAUAUAAAAUACCAUAAAGAAUAUGAUGCCAUGGAUCAGGAAUUCUGGUCUACCGAAGACAAACAGGACCCUAGCGACGUGUUCUGUUUUUCUCUAGGCUUUGAGAGUUACGGUCGGACUUUUUAUCUGCUUGUCAACGAUUGCGAAAUCAUUGAGGAUAUGAACAGGGCUGACAUGCUGAGUUCAGUGCCAGUGGAGGAAUUCUUUGAAAAGCUCAAGGAGGAGUAUAGAUCUCUGAAACUUAUUCCUGGAAAGGGAAGGAUUACUAGAGAGGUGGAGCACGUACCUGAGCGUGAGGGGAGGAUUGCUAGGAUGGAAGUUGAUGCACAGACGGAGGACUGGGGAACGGACUUGGAUAUCCAGUAUCUGAGGCAGAUUUAUCGCGAUCAUGGGUGGCCGGGUGCAUUUGAUGUGGAGCGUGCUACCGAGGCUGUUAAUGAGUGGAUGGAGUUUUUGGCAGAAUCUGAAGGAGAUGGACCCGGUCUAGAUAGAAGUUAUGGGUGGGAACCUGCUGAUUGA